AUAAAGUCUACGUUUUAUCAUUUACAAUUUACAUUUAUAUAUUUAUGUAACUGAUCAAGAAUAAUCGGUAACGUCAAUGAUCUUCCAUUAUCUCCGAACCUAACUUGAUAGUCUUAUGAGAUUCUAUACAUGUAUGAGUGUUUACAAUCAAAGGAGGAUAAAACUGCCGAAUCAUUUAUUCCAGCUUAUAAUUGAUUAUUCACAUUAAUUUAAAUAUCGUCGAGACACACAGUUUUUGUGGCUACAUUGAUCAUCCGUGCAGAAAAACAUAAUCAACAUGAAUAUUUCUAAAAUUUUAAUUGCUGGAAGACAAGCGUACCUCAGGAGAUUUUAUGCUACAGGUUCAAAACUUGUUGAAACCACAAGAGACAAUGAUACAGGAAUCGACAUCAUAUCCAUGGCCAAACCACCUGUGAACAGUUUAAACAUAGAGUUUUUAAAUGCAUUGAAAACAUCUUUAUUGGAAGCUCAAAACAAUCGCUGUAAAGGCAUCAUACUGACAUCAUCCUUGCCAACUGUAUUCUCAGCAGGAUUAGACAUCACAGAAAUGUAUAAUACUGAUAAGAAGCAACUUACUAAUUUUUGGUCUACAUUGCAAGAUGCUUGGUUAACUCUUUACACUCUAAAUGUUCCAAUUGCUAGUGCUAUCAAUGGUUCUAGUCCUGCAGGAGGUUGUCUAAUGGCAAUAUCUACAGAAUACAGAGUGUUUGUCGAAGGUAAACAUACUAUAGGAUUGAAUGAAACACAAUUGGGUAUAGUUGCUCCUAAAUGGAUUAGGGAUCUCUACAUUUCAAUAUUGGGCUAUCGACAAGGCGAAUUAGCACUUUUGAAGGGCUUGUUGUUCAAACCUGAAAAAGCAUUGCAACUUCAACUUGUGGACGAGCUUGCUAAAGAUAAGGCUGAUGCGAUUGAAAAAUGUAAAAAUUACAUAUUAUCAUACGAUAGAAUUCCAGCCUUAGGAAGGGCCGCAACUAAGCUGGAAAUACGAAACUACUUAAUUCAAUGGAUGAAAGAAAAUAAGGAAGCUGAUAUUAAACAAUUCGUGGAUUUCAUAACAUUACCAAAAAUACAAGCUGGCCUUAAACUUUAUAUUGAAUAUUUGAAGCAAAAAAGUAAUUAAUAUCUUUAGAGAAAACAAUACUUUUUUAUACUUUUAUAUAUCUUGAAAUUUUGUACACACACAUAUAAAU
Messenger RNA from Nylanderia fulva, 1190 nucleotides. Its product is annotated as enoyl-CoA delta isomerase 1, mitochondrial. Gene Ontology annotation, cellular component: mitochondrion. The record is from RefSeq and is a predicted model, not a curated record. Lineage: Eukaryota; Metazoa; Arthropoda; Insecta; Hymenoptera; Formicidae. Gene Ontology annotation, biological process: fatty acid beta-oxidation.